UCGACGAAAGAAACAUAUAGAAAUACAAGUAUUGUACAAGAGUUAAAAAAGCUGAGAUAUUUUGUAUCAGCAUCAGCCAGCUUGCUAUUAUGCAUAUUUAGCUUCUUCAAGUCCCAAAACAAGUAAUCCAAAAUACGCACCUUUUUAUAAUUCCCCAAACCCUAAAUAUGCUCAUCGAGUCAUUCACGUAGUUUUUCUUCUUAUUUAUACGCUACGUAGUACAGACACUUCAUUCAAUCAACCAACGUGUCCUGUUUCGAAAACGUUUUUUGAAAAUCUUGCGUAAUGAAGAGGCAAAGAAACGUAGACGCGGAGCAAAAUGCGAAAGCUAAGAAGGGUGGGGAAGGCGUAACCACCGCGAGAAGGAGGAGGAAUGCGGCGGGUAAGAAGGACGCGGCGGAGGCGAAGGAGAUGGAAGAGAGGAAGGUUGAAGGGGAUGGGGAUGAAGAUUUGAGUCCAAGAAUGGUGGAAAGUUGUGUGAAUUGGGGAGAGUUGUCGUUUUGGGAUGAGCAAAUGUCGUGGGGGUCGACUUGGUUGCCGUUUUGGGAUGUGGAGUAUAUGGGGGAGGCUUGUAGGGAGAUGUUUAGUGAUGUCGUUUGGGGUUAUGAUAUAUGGAACUUUGACGAGAUUCCGAAUCCGAAAUGAGGCAGACUAAGAGAGGGAGAUUAGCUUUGUUUUAAGUCUGACGUUUAAUAAUUUUAAGGUCUGUAAUUGUUAGCUAGUUGUUUAAGUUCAGUGAGGCUUUUUAACAAA
Molecule: messenger RNA, 753 nt
Organism: Mercurialis annua (annual mercury)
Lineage: Eukaryota; Viridiplantae; Streptophyta; Magnoliopsida; Malpighiales; Euphorbiaceae
Exons: 1
Coding region: 286-645 (119 amino acids)
Source: RefSeq, a predicted model, not a curated record